Messenger RNA from Owenia fusiformis, 2820 nucleotides. Lineage: Eukaryota; Metazoa; Annelida; Polychaeta; Sabellida; Oweniidae. The record is from the annotation of a GenBank genome assembly.
CAAAACCACAAGAUAAAGAACUUGUUUGAAUACAAUAGAAGACAAUGUUAUGUGAAUGACUGGCUCAGUUGGCUACUGUUAAUGCCAAGUUAAACCAUUCAACAAAAUAGUAGAACAGCUACGUAAGAAACCACAUGAACAAUAUAACACAAUAGGUAAUACAGCUAUCAAGCUGGUUAAUCGAGAAUGGAUAAUCAGGUUGAUAAUCACAUUGAAAAACUGCUGAGAAAUAAUGUGGGACAUGGUGAAAGAGGAGAAACUAAACUCAUUGAGAUACUUAAUGUAGCUAUAAACAGCAUAGCACAGUUGGAACAGAAAGUGGAUGCAAUAGCAUACCAGCUGGACACCAUAUCUCCAGUUUCAACCCCCAUAGGGAAUAUCCACCUUCACCAACCAUACCAUUCAACACCAAACUCUACAGACUCAAACCACGAUAACAUUGAUGCAAAUCUGAUCACACCCAUUAUAAUAAAUGAUGUUACUCCAAAUUUCACAACAAAGACUCGAAAUGCGAGCUAUGAACAUGCAGUAGAGGACUAUGGAAAUCGUUCAGACUCCAUUUACCCAAGUGGUAUUUCAUAUUCUGUAGAUAAGACUCCUCCAGUACAAUCUGAUCAGUUUAACCAAAGAAGAGAGAGCUUGAUAAAUGUGAUCAAAAACCUUGUAACUCUUGAAGAGAAAGUCGAAGGACUGUACAGAAAAUCAAGUGUGGUUGAGAUUGCAGAGAAUCCAAAAGAGGCUGCUGAAUUUGCGGGUGAGACGAUUGAGGAGAAUCAAGUUGAUGUUGCACUAGAUGGUGCUCUAUAUGCAAUAAAUGAUAGAGGUACUGUUAACACCAAAAGUGGUGCACAAAAUACACCAACAAUGACAAUAUCGGAGAUACAAAAUGACAUUGCUGGUGUCAAGGAGGAAAUGAGAAUGCCACCAGGAAUACCUGAGACUACAUAUCAAACAGAAUUGUUGCUAACAAUUGGAGCAACAAUGACGGAACAAUCAAAUCAAACACACAAAUCAAUUGUUUAUUACAAAGACGUUGAAGAUGUUAAAGAUGAGCUGAAAAGCUUUCAGACGAGCAUGGAUAACCAGAAUAACAAAGGAAAUAUAAAAACUGUACGUUAUCUUUCAGAGACUUUCAAUGAUAUUGAUGAUGUGAAGAAUGAAAUACAAGCUUCCAAUGUCCAACAAGAUUCCACCAAUGACAAGAGUCAUCCAAAAGACACAAAUAGAUUGUUCAGCCUUGGAGAGCAUGAACUGCCAUCAUAUAUUAAACAUGAAAUUGGUGGGGCUCUUUUAAGUCAGAUGGCCUUGAAUGAGUUAGAAAUGUCCCAAUCUGGCCCUCCAAUGAGAGUUCUUCGAUAUGCAACUCCUGAUGAGCCAUGGGAAGAUUCUGUAACCUCAGAUCCUCAAAUGAUUGACCACACAAGAAUUCGAACAAAUAGCGAAACUGGAGAUCACAUGGGAAUAAAUGCAAUGAAAGAAAUAAAGCCUAUUCCAGUUACUGAGUUUAUGAUUAAGGCUCAAGCCCCAAAGACGGUAAGAUCAGAUGAGCCAUCAAUAACAAAUGUAACCAACUUUUGGAUAAGUCCCCAUGCAAGUGAUGAAGAGGAUCUUCCAGCAGGUAAAACAAAGCCACCACCAUUGCCAGACAAAAUCGUUAUUGAAACGGGAAGAUACCGAACUGUUCCUAAUGAUCUACCAAAUACAACUAGUCCAACACCAGAUAAGACUGAUCAGAAGCUACACAAUAUGGGAAAAAUAGACACAAAAUUAAACAAACCAUCAAAACCUCUACCACCAUAUCGGCCAAUAUUCAGAGUUAUACCUGCAGCUAAAGGUCCAGAGCGCUUUGGACCUGCAAAAGCAAAGCCAUAUGAUAAUACAGAAUAUGAGGUUCUUGUUGACUCAGUGCCAGAACCAAACAAGGCUGAACCCAAAACUGGACUUGUUGUCUUAGAAACACAUCCAGCACCAAAGAAGAAAGAACACAGUUUGAAAGAUUCUAAUCGCCCACCCACACCUUUGCGACUAUUUGAUACAAAUGCCACAAGGACACACAGCAAUAACACUGAUAUAUCUGAUAAUGUGUUUUCCAGUCCUCUGACAGUACAACAUAUUGACUUUGAUGAUGAACAUGAUGAUGAUACGAAACAACAAGGUGAUGACAACACUACUUGGGACAAUCCUGAGUACCGUAGAAAUAACUGGACAAAGAACAUCAAUCCUUUAUUCAAUGAAAUACCUAUUAUUACACCAGAGCCAUUUAAGGAGACAGGACCUGAUGCCACAGAUUCAACACAGCAAGACAACGACCAACAGCAAGUAGAUACAGCUGAUGAACAUGCACCACAACAUGUGGAUAUUCCUAAGGAUGUUGCCAAGAAAAUAAAAGAUGGAAAGGGCAGUGUUCGCCAUAAUACUCCAUCUCCAAGAGCUAAAGCUUUGGAUUUGCUUUCAAAGCAAAAGCAAUACAAGGAUAAUUUCUAUGACAAACAAAUUCCAUAUACAGCUGACAGUGGAGACUAUAAAGCUGUUACAUUCAACAGAGCUCAAUUUAGAGCUAACUGGCUCGAUACCAACACACAGAAUGAGAACACCAAAAAGAACAUUAAUGGUGAUAUCCAGGGCAAGGCAUUUGUUGUGACGGGAAGAAAUACAACAGAGUCUGAGGUUGAUAAAACACACUCCAGUUACACUCAUGCUGAGAUUCCUUUUAUUAAAGAUAAAGAAUCUAAAUUGAAAGCUAAACUUCUAUGUUGUGCUGAGUGCAGGUCUGAAGCUAUAGUUAGUUUGAUGCAGGAUGGGGAGGCAACAUUAGUUUAA